Messenger RNA from Aureobasidium melanogenum CBS 110374, 978 nucleotides. RefSeq names its product FMN-linked oxidoreductase. Lineage: Eukaryota; Fungi; Ascomycota; Dothideomycetes; Dothideales; Saccotheciaceae. The coding region runs from base 1 to 978 and encodes 325 amino acids. Gene Ontology annotation, biological process: pyrimidine nucleotide biosynthetic process; 'de novo' pyrimidine nucleobase biosynthetic process. Gene Ontology annotation, cellular component: cytoplasm. The transcript has a single exon. Gene Ontology annotation, molecular function: dihydroorotate dehydrogenase activity. The record is from RefSeq and is a predicted model, not a curated record.
AUGCCACUCCCAACAAUCGACCCGCCUCUGCUUAACAGCGCCAAUCCGUGGUGCAGCACACGAGAAGAUCUCGAAGCUCUCUACGCAUGCCCACAUACGGGCGCUGUGACGACACGAACCAGUCUGCUGCUCGGUUUCUCUCACGAUCCGUCCGUUCACCAGCAUGCUUUCUUCUCGACGCAAUCGCAGACGGCCACGACCGCACCAGAUUACACCAUUAGCGGGAAAGAGUACCCAGCCAGUCUCAACACACUUGGCUACUCGCCUACUCCCAUAGACACCUAUCUCAGCUGGAUUGAACACAUCGUUACCGCUUCUUCGAACAAAAGACCCAAACCUUUCAUCGUCUCUGUCACAGGCUCGCCCAAAGAGGUCGCUGAAUGUUAUAGCAGAGUCGCCACACUCGCUGCCCAUAUCCCAGCACCGCUCGCUGUCGAAGUGAACCUUAGCUGCCCCAAUAUCGCGAACAAACCACCACCAGCAUACUCUGGCUCUGCCCUGAAAGAAUACCUUGAUGCGUUGAGAAAUGUCCCACGGACAGUGUCAUUGGGUCUCAAGACACCGCCAUACACAUAUGCUGGUCAAUUCAACACGCUGAUAGACACAUUACGUGAGAAUGGGACAUCGCCAAUCGAUUUUAUAACUUCCACGAACACGCUGGGCUCCUCUCUUGUGCUGUCUCAGCAGGGUCGACCGUUGCUUCCCUUGGCGGCAGGCACGGGUAUAGGAGGACUUGCUGGCGAGCCUCUGCAUCCACUAGCUCUCGGAAACGUCGCUACGCUGCGCCGAUUACUCGAUGAGCAUGCCGAGUUGCGCGAUAUUGAUAUUAUCGGUGUUGGCGGGGUCAGUGAUGCUGCCGGACUAUCACGUAUGCAAGCUGUAGGAGCCAAAGUCGUAGCCAUUGGCACAGCUCUGGGCAGAGAGGGCAUACCAGUGUUUGCUAAGAUACUGCAAGGCACGAGGAACUCGAAGUUAUAG